Molecule: messenger RNA, 5314 nt
Organism: Haliotis rufescens (red abalone)
Lineage: Eukaryota; Metazoa; Mollusca; Gastropoda; Lepetellida; Haliotidae
Product: titin-like
Exons: 17
Coding region: 540-3122 (860 amino acids)
Source: RefSeq, a predicted model, not a curated record
AAACAAACGAUAAAACACGCAAAUAUGUGCAUGUUUUGCGCGCUGAUAUAUGAUUAUUCAAAUGUUGAAUAACGAUCGGGAAACUAAAGGUCUUGUCAUAUUUGAGCAAACAGUGUUGGGUAAAUUACCUGUGUGUUAUUAUUCUUUAGCUGUUCCGUACAGACCAGAGGCAUUUUGUGGAGAGCAUUUGUGCUCUCAAAAGCGGUGGACAACAUACAACUUUCGUGCAGCAGCAUAAUUAUGUCUACAACGGAUAUGAUCUAAGAAAAGAAGUCAGUGAUCCAUAUGACAACAAAAGAGAAUUCAUGUAAUUAGACUUCUGCAUAGUCUAUCUGUUCUUAUGGGACUAAUGAUACCGCUAAAUGACUUCAUGACCCCGGUGGGAUUCCAUACAUCACUUCAGCACGCACAGCAAUAUUUGUUCACCACGUGCAAGGUGGAACGUCGACAUGGCGAGAAGACUCUAGCGUCGGAUGGCUAUGGCCUAUAUGAAUAUUCGAAAGACGUGUGUCUAGGAAAGCGGCUCUCUUUCGUUAUAGAUGGCGUCUAUUCCUACUCUCUCUGAGAUAAGCUAUGAUUCGGAUUUAUUCGAUGAAGACCGAUUUUCAACUCCAUAUAGAAUCUCGCGGGGCAGCACCGACAAGUCGCGUUGUUAUGGAACCAUUUCUAGAGAAUAUGGAACUUUUGACUACGACAAAGUACAUUGUCACAACACAACAUACUGUGACAAUCUCAGAAGCCAUUACAUCGAACAAUCAAUAUUAAACAAGGGGGGUCAUAUCAGAAGUCCUACACUACCCUCAAGGACUUCGACAACAUUCGCCUGGUGUGAUCCCAUUGUAGAGGAAGAUGUUCUAGCUACCAGUCAGGAUGACCCCACUGCAUUUGUCCGAGACCAUCUCACACUCCCUGCCCAUCUCAAGUUUCCAUCCCCAGGUGGGGAUGAGGGAGGGCAGGAACAAACUCGUGCGGGAAGGAGUGGGAAAAUUGUGUGGGUAGAUGCCCUCAACACCUGGGUCCCAUACAGAAAGCCAGUUCAGGAUAAGGCGUACCUCAGCUUUGUCAACACUCCGCCCGUCAUUGAGAAGUGCUUCACAACAGUGUGCAGACAGCAUGGGGCGGGAGAGAGUAGAUGGCUGCCACGCCCCUGUGAUCGGUUUCAGUCCCACAUGCAGUACUUUCAAGACUCAGCGCGCCAGGUUGGACAGGCCAAUCUCAGACGAGCAGUGGCAUUACAGAAGAGAAACCCCUCCAAGAAAAGCCCGGAUGGUAGCUCCUGGAAACAGAACCGAAAAGCUUACUCUACACCGUUAUCUAAUGCUGAGAGUAGACGCAAUCAUCUGGCCAACUUGCAGCCUCCUCGAGCCCCCUCCGCUGGCCCAUCUUUUCCACAGCCCACACCUUUGGAAAAUGUGGGUCCAGCCUGGAGAUCCGUGGACACCCAAGAGGGGAAUAAAGUGGAAACUGAGGCAGAGAGGCUGGAGCUGCAGGUACCUCUCAUUCCAUCACCGGACACAGGAGACACCGGUCAGUCUGUGGACAUAAAGGCAUGGGAGAUAAAGGACAGUGAUGAGGAGAGAAGUGAAGAGAUGGUCAAUAGGGUUGCUGACCAAACAACCCCAGACAAACCUGACACAAGCCAGAUGGGCCGUACUGCUGAUGUGGUCAGCAAGCGACAGGUACAACAACAGCCACCACCUCCUCCUCCUCCACGCCAGCCACCAAGCAAAAGCCAGACAUCAACACAUUCAAGGAAGUCAUCUCCAAGAAAGCCUGCCACAUCGAAACCAAGCAGGUCUCCUCCAAAACCAAACACUGCUAAAGUGAACAAGUCUCCUCAACAACGACAGAAACCAGCCAGACCUACAGCCAAACAGAAGAAAGCACCCAGGGAGGUCCCUGUGCAGGAGGAGAAGCCAUCGCCUUCUCACAAGACCAACCAGCGGAGAGUUUCUAGUGAUGACAAACCGCAGCCUCUGCCAAUAUCCCUCCCUGUGGUGACAGCACAGCCCGCUGCCCCUGCUCCCCCCUUAUCCCCGUCAGUCGACUCCGAUAGAGGCAGCUCAGAACAGUCGGAUCAGGGGCGGUCUCCAAUUAAGAAGCGUGAACGUGUGGUAAGCCGGCGUCCAUGUAAGACUGAGGAAGCUGUCAGUGAGCUUGCGCCAGCAGUGGUGCAAGUAAAGAAAUCGGCAGACUGGAUCUAUGAAGAGAAAGUGGCUGAGAUACCCAGCAAGGAAGAAGAGAGUGUCCAGGUGAAGCUAGAGGAGAUCGUGCUGCCUCCAGUCGUCCCCUAUCUUCCAUCAACUCUAAGUCAGACCACCAUUGGCCGAGUCCAGCACAAACUGCAGGCAUUCAGACAACCCAUUGAAAACAAGAAGAGGUGGGGACCUAAGAAACGUGAUACAUCGUAUAAAGAUGAGCUUCUUAAACAGGAACUGGCAGAAGCAAGGCGGAAACGGCAGGCAGAAAUGUUAGAACGAAAGAGGAAGAAAAACUUUGGACAGAAGAUGGAAGAAGAGGGUAUAACUGGGAUACCUAACUUUGAAGACUAUGGGUUUCUAGCCAAGUACUGCAUUUUGAGUCGUGCCAACCUGGAGAUGUACAGGCAUGCAUUUCAGGCAGUUGAUGAUGAGCAGCGUGGCUGGUUGACUGGGACUGAAGCCAUGAUUGCACUGAGAGGCACCAACAACAGGCUGACGGAGACAGAAGAGGAAUAUUUGUACAGGAUCCUCGAGUUGACUGGUUACAGCAUCACCAAUGGAGCCGACUUCAAACUGUUCUCUCUGUUAGCAGCACUGUCCCAGCGUAUAGCUUCCCUGGAUAACUGGAUGAAGAACCUUAUUGGUGCGGUUGACUUCAAGAUGCUGGAGAUGAAGAUGUUCAAGUGCAAGACACUUUGGGAAUGCAAUGUGGAUCGAGAUACCAACAAGAUCUCGCUGGACCAGUUGAUGAUUGAACUUCGAGCCGGUGGGGUGAGCUAUGAACAUGAAUGUGAGGUCAGGGAAAAGCUUGGUCACCUGGUGGCCCUUGACCUUCUGGACUUCCUGACAUAUGUACCACUGUUUAUCAUGAUACAUGAGUCUGUGGUCCACAAUCCACUUGAUGACACUCGGGAGAAGUGAAACCUACUACACUGGAUGCUACUUACAAGGAUGUGCUUAAGCAUGGACCCCUGCUUAAAGAUUGUGCUCUGGCUUGUCCCCCACAUACAAGGAUGUGCUGUAUGCUGUAUCUGACGUACAAGGAUGUGCUUGGAGCUGUAUACUGUAUCUGACGUACAAAGACGUGCUUGAGCUGUAUACUGUAUCCGACAUACAAGGAUGUGCUUGAGCUGUAUAUUGUAUCCGAUGUACAAAGACGUGCUUGAGCUGUAUGCUGUAUCCGACAUACAAGGAUGUGCUUGAGCUGUAUACUGUAUCCGAUGUACAUAGACGUGCUUGAGCUGUAUGCUGUAUCCAACAUACAAGGAUGUGCUUGAGCUGUAUACUGUAUUUGAUGUACAAAGACGUGCUUGAGCUGUAUCUGACGUACAAAGACGUGCUUGAGAUGUAUGCUGUAUCCGACGUACAAAGACGUGCUUAAGCUGUAUACUGUAUCCAAUGUACAAGGAUGUGCUUGAGCUGUAUACUGUAUCAACGUGCAAGGACAUGCGUUAACCGUUCUCUAGAAACAGUUGUGCUACAGCGGAACCGGUCAACAGAUUGGUCACAGAGCAUGAUACCAUGAUGCAAUAUUCACAAGUGCAGUUGACUUGAAAGUUCUUAAAGGCCAUUUGACCAAAUAUCUGUACAUGUAUAUUAAGUGAUUGGGUGAGUUGAGUUUAACAGCAAUAUAAACAAAAUCAUAGGUUUCUCAAAAGUCUAAGGUAUGCAUGGAGAAUUGCAUCACCUUUGACAACUGGGCCAAUGUUUAUGUAUUUGCAAAAUAUAGAUAAACAAUGCUGAUACAAAGGAACUUAUUCUGAAAAGGUCAUUUAUAAGAACCUUGUAUAUUCAUUUACAUUUAAUACUAUGAUAAUUAAAUAUCCCCCGCAACAUGUUUUGCAUGGGGUAUUGAAACAGACACCUUCAGUCCAUGUGUGUCGUUCCCUGAGCAGAUCUUGAAAACCAUACAAUAUUUCUUCACCAAACUUGGCACAUAGAUAGGUCUAGUGGUAAACUGGUGCCUUUUGAUGGUUUGGCACUUUUGAAAAAUAUUUUUUUGAGUUUCCAUGGCAACAAGAUAUACAUAUUCACAAUAUGUAUUUUACCAUUCCUGGGGAUUUUGAUGACUUUGUCAUCUUGUUUAUAUUAAAAUGUGAAGUGCCAUGGGCAACAAAUGUGAGUGACAAUCCACACCACACUUGCUAGAGAAUGGGAGAAGCAUCACUGGGCCACAAUAUGAACAGCUUUUGAUGCACAGUUUCUAUUUACAAGAUAUAGAAAGGAAUUUGAUGGCUUAACUGGUAUGUUAGUCUCCCAUGUCCGAAGAAGAUUAAGUAAUAGUAGGGAAUGCCUGAUCCUUGUUUUGAAUAUUUAUCACAUAUUAUAUGGCAGUGACCUAAAUGCUCACAGAAACAAAUUAUUAAUGAGAAUGAUUCAAGAAUGGAAGUCUUGAUUGAUAAGACCACCAUUCAUGAGUUUGGACCUUUCAAUAAAAUGAUAUUUAUUGCAACUUCCUGUGCAAUUAUGUAUGUUAACAUAUGAACAUAGCAGCUGUGUGCAGUACUGCAUGUGUAUAUCCUUGAACAUGUUAUGUGCAACUGCCAAAGUGGAUCUGCAUAUCAGCCAUAUGUCCCCUGUCAUAUGAUGCAUACUUUGUGACCAUGUAUAUAUGUGUAUUAUACCCAAUGUAUGUAUAAUAUAUCCAAUCUUCUAUCAAUAAUAACAUAUAAACUUUGUGUAAAAUAGCUCAUUAAAUCCAGUUUUUCAGGAUCUGUAUCUUGAAGCUUGUGUUUGUUGUUGAAAUCUGAAUUUUAAUUGGUCAAGACAGGCUUAAGUUGGAUUUCUUUGAUUGAAAUGUGCUCAUUAACCUUCUCAUUGAUUAAAGACCUUUGUGUGAGUGAAGGGUGUAACACUGCCUUGAACAGUAUUUAAGUCAUACAAUGGCAGCCAAGCUUAAAAUAAAAUCAUUAUUCAGUGAGAAGUUCUAAAUGACAUCUUUGCUGUGGUACACGCACAGAAACUUUCAUCUGUGGUUUCUAAGAUAUCCAAAAUGCAGUAUUACUAGAUUUGUGAGUGAAUGAAUAAGUUUAGUUUAACUCAACUUAAAAAAUAUUUCCAGAAGUUUGGUAUUGAUGCCAGCACAAUGUGUUGCAGAAAAUGGGUUCAUAUUU